AUGAAUGUUGAGCAAACCGUAAAUGUUUGUCGAUUAAAUGCCAAGUCGGAUCUAGUCAAGUCGAUACUUGCUUCAACAACAUUUUCCGAUUCCAAAGACGUAGUAGCAAAGCUGAUAGUAGAGCAAAAUAACGAAGUAAAAGAGCGUCAGGUUUUAGCAUUUCGCACAUGUGGCAGUAACUUUUCCAGAAAUUUUCGUGAUAGUUUUCGUGGGCAUAGUAAUUAUAACCCAAGUCGCAAUUUUACUGGUUAUAUGAACAGGUUUUCUUCAGGCAAUGGAAACCAGCGCUAUCGACCCACUAACGGAUACACCCACCAAAGUGUCAGCAAUAAUAACCGUUUUAACAAUAAUCGUGUUAGUAAUAGGAACAACACCAAUAAUAGCAGAUCUUCGAAUAAUAGGGGUAGAAACGCAAAUAUCCGUGCUUUAAACGCUCACGCCCCUCAGGAGCGAACAUUGGGGGAGCAGGAGCUAGACAACUAA
Molecule: messenger RNA, 483 nt
Organism: Rhagoletis zephyria (snowberry fruit fly)
Lineage: Eukaryota; Metazoa; Arthropoda; Insecta; Diptera; Tephritidae
Source: RefSeq, a predicted model, not a curated record